AUGAACUUGGCGAAGAUCCACGAACGGAGAAACAUCAAGACGUUCUGGGAGAAGAGGAUCAACGGCGACUGUCAACACGCCGAGAUCGAAGAGAAGAGGAAGAACAAGAGCGCCCUCCAAAAGCUGAGGGACGAGUGGCUGGUCCGCCUGGAGAUCCGAACCAAACACCUGAAGAAACUCACCGACAACGUGAAGAAGGCCAAAGUGGAGCAGUCAGCUGACCAGACAUGAGCUCAGACAGACGGCGACGAUGACGAAGAUAAACUGUGACAUCAUAAUGUUCAGAUCAAUAAAGUGACGUUUUGGCAAAUCUCUGAUUCAAACAUUAAUAUUAGUAUUUUAUUGCUCUGUUAACAUUUAAAAUCUACACUCUGACUGAUGCAUACAAUUAGACAUUCUCUUUCAAAAUAAAAGCUCCUUAUUUACAA
This is a messenger RNA of Sebastes umbrosus (honeycomb rockfish), 428 nucleotides long. RefSeq names its product protein FAM240B. The record is from RefSeq and is a predicted model, not a curated record. Lineage: Eukaryota; Metazoa; Chordata; Actinopteri; Perciformes; Sebastidae.